CCAGCCCGGCAGCCCCUUUCUCUCCGUUUCUCUCGCCAGUUUUCUCCGCUCGCCCCGCGGUUCCCGCUUCCUACAGCACCCGCGGUCGACUCGGGUCGGCCUCUUCCCACUCCGCCGCCGCUCUCCGCUCCCCAGUUCCCUUCACCUCUCUCUCAUCCUGCAGUCACCUUCCUCCCCAGUCAAACCCUGCUCGGGAGCAAACGGAUUUCGGAUCCUCGGCUUUACCACUCGCCUCGUGGACUUCGGGGUUCAGUUUGGGACUCAUUGCUCCGGCGUUCUUCGUCAGGUGCCCUGCUGAAGGCUGUUUUGUAUCAUGGAGAGUACAGACAAGGAUGACAAAACAAUUCCUGUCAUAGAAGAGGCUUCUAAUCCUGGACAAAAUUGUGAAGAUGAAGGGGAUUGGUCAAGGAAAACAGAAAUGUUAAAUGUAGAAGCGCCAAAUUCCUCGAAUGACAAAUUAAACAAUGAAUCAGAAGUGCAGAUCCAAGAGGGAGAUGAUGAUUCAGAAAAGGGCUUAAAUGGACAAAUGAAUGAAAGGACAAGCUCAGAUGUCUUGGAAUAUGCAAGCUCAAACGAGAUCACAAAAGAGAUUCUUCCUGAAGACAAAUCUGAAGAGCCAGUGUUUGAUGGAACUGAGGUUCCUGAAAUAGAAGAAAUGAGGCGUUCUUCCAAUCAAUCUGUGGAACUUGACUCAGAGGCUCAGGGGUCUGUACUCAAUGACCGGGCUGUUGCCAUAAAAAAUUUUGUUAAAGAAAAGAGUGCAAUUGCAGUUUCAACAUUUAUGCGGCGCCUUUCUGGCAAAAAGGAUGAGAAUGAAUUUAAGGCUGAAGCUGACAAGACUGUUGGUUCAGAAUGCAUGGACUGUGAGAAGACUGGGACAGAUGAUGAAUCCAAGCCUAAAGAGGUGCAGCAGAAAUCUGAGGAAAGGACUGCUUGGAACCCACUGAACUUCAUUAAAAUUGGCCGAGAUUUUGAUACUUUUGUAACUGGGGAAGCAUUGAAUGAAAAUGUGCCUGGUUUGUUGGAGCCACCAACAUUGAAGAGUAGGAUAAUAAUAUACACAAAACUGGGGUGUGAAGAUUGCAAAAUGGUUCGUCUAUUCUUGCAUCAGAAGAGGCUCAAGUAUGUUGAGAUUAACAUUGACAUCUUCCCUGGUAGAAAGUUGGAAUUGGAGAAGAAUACUGGAUCAUCCACUGUACCAAAAGUGUACUUUAAUGACCUACUGAUUGGAGGGUUAAUUGAGUUGAAGAAAAUGGAAGAUUCUGGUAUACUUGAUGAGAAUAUCGGUGUUCUGUUCAAUGAAGAACCCUCAUCUUCUGCUCCAUUGCCCCCCUUACCUGGAGAAGAUGAUGAAUCAGGAAGUGGGAAGAUUGAUGAGUUGGCAACCAUUGUCAGAAAAAUGAGAGAGUCCAUCACUCCUAAGGAUAGAUUCUAUAAGAUGAGAAGAUUUAGUAACUGCUUUCUUGGUAGUGAGGCUGUGGAUUUCAUAUCAGAAGAUCAAUAUCUGGAGAGAGAUGAGGCAGUGGAAUUUGGAAGGAAGCUUGCAAGAAAAUACUUCUUUCGUCAUGUUCUAGGUGAAAAUGUCUUUGAAGAUGGAAACAACCUAUAUCGUUUCCUGGAUCAUGAUCCUAUAGUUAUGACUCAAUGCUACAACAUCCCUAGGGGCAUCAUGGAUGUUGCACCAAAGCCCAUUGCUGAAGUGGCAUCAAGGCUGAGGUUGUUAUCCUGUGCCAUUUUUGAAGCUUAUGUAUCAGCAGAUGGUAGACAUGUUGACUACAGAAGCAUCCAAGGUUCUGAGGAAUUUAAAAGAUAUAUUAGAACAGUUGAGGAGCUCCAGAGGGUGGAAAUCGAUGAUUUAUCACGUGAAGAAAAGCUUGCUUUCUUCAUAAAUCUAUACAAUAUGAUGGCUAUCCAUGCAUUAGUGACAUGUGGCCAUCCUGCUGGACCACUGGACAGAAGAAACUUUUUUGGAGGUUUUAAGUAUGUCAUUGGUGGAUGUGCUUAUUCACUGUCAGCGAUCCAAAAUGGCAUUCUACGCGGCAACCAAAGGCCACCAUACAACAUUACCAAACCUUUCGGGCAGAAAGACCAAAGAUCCAAGGUGGCCCUUCCAUACCAUGAACCUCUUGUUCACUUUGCUUUGGUAUGUGGCACCAAAUCUGGACCUGCACUUAGGUGUUACUCGCCAGGAGAUAUCGAUAAAGAACUGAUGGAAGCUGCACGUGAUUUCCUAAGGAAUGGAGGACUGAUUGUUGAUCCUGAAGCCAAAAUUGCAUCUGCAAGCAAGAUUUUGAAAUGGUAUAGCACGGAUUUUGGUAAGAACGAGACGGAAGUGCUGAAGCAUGCUGCCAACUAUCUUGCGCCUGCAGAGUCAGAGCAGCUCUUGGAACUGCUCGCGAGCACUCAACUGAAAGUCAUGUACCAAAACUACGACUGGAGCAUCAACAUUUAGACGUAGCGUUAAUGCUGUGUUUCUUCGUUGCAUCUAUUCAGUGUACGGUGUUCUGCAGUUUUACAAAUGGUGGUUUGUCAGCACGGCCUGUGAUGUGGAGCGAGCGAGCGUGCGUGACGCUGCUGCAGUGCGCAUGAUUUGUUGUAAUAAUUAACUUCUUGCCAUUACGAGCAGUUCGGGCUGCAAGGGAAUUGUGUUUUGUUGACUGGAUCUAUCUUUUUUUUUUUGAUAGGAGGAUGCAUCAGAAAAAGUCCAUUCUACCUUUGUAAACUAUUGCAAUAGUCUGAACAUCUUACCCCUUGUCCCUUGAACUCUAAACCUCCCUCCAUGGUGUAAAGUUGUUUCGAAGAUGAUUU
Molecule: messenger RNA, 2808 nt
Organism: Sorghum bicolor (sorghum)
Lineage: Eukaryota; Viridiplantae; Streptophyta; Magnoliopsida; Poales; Poaceae
Exons: 9
Coding region: 314-2452 (712 amino acids)
Biological process (GO): intracellular signal transduction
Source: RefSeq, a predicted model, not a curated record